ACGUCAUUUUUGGCGCCGGAAAGAGAAUUGUAAACAGUUCAGGGGGCGUGGUUUCACAGCCUUUUCCCUCAGCUCAACCACCGUUGUUUGCAGAUUUACUAGAAGUCUGCUCGGGGGGAAAAAAAUACAAAUAUCAAUAAUUCAACAUUGCUGUUACGGCACCGAGCACAACGACGAAUCGGUUUCUACCAAGUAUCUGGAACGCGAGAACAGGAUUGGGUAACCAUGGAGGCGGGAGAGGACCAAAACUCUGGCUCUGCCAAUGGUAACACUCAGUCAGGGGGGAACUCCCGCGCCCCCCAGAUCGCUCACAUGUCUCUGUAUGAGAGACAAGCUGUACAGGCCCUGCAGGCGCUGCAGAGACAACCCAAUGCAGCUCAGUACUUCCAGCAGCUGAUGCUGCAGCAGCAGAUAAACACCGCUCAACUGCAUAACCUCGCCGCUGUGCAACAGGCCACUCUCGCGGCCAGUCGUCAGUCCAGUUCCCCCAGUAACAGUGUUUCCCAGUCCACCAGCAGCACCCACUGCACUGUCAACCUAAGCACCUCUGGGGGUGGCACCAUGACUAACCCGCGGCCCAUCGGACCCGUCACCACGGUCACGUCUUCAGCCCUCAGCCAGCCGGUGCUGCUGGGGGGGAACACUCCUGGACAAGGGCAGAACCUGUACCUGAGGGUCAACCGGCCCCUCAGGGCACCACUGGCCUCCCAGCUCAUCUUUAUGCCUGGUGGCACAGCAACAGCUGCCGUGGCAACAGUUGCUCAGCAGCAACCGCAGCAGCAGCAGCAGCAGCAGCAGCAGCAACAACAACAGCAGCAGCAACAACAGCAGCAGCAGCAACAGCAGCAACAUCAACAGCAGCAACAGCAGCAGCAGCAGCAGCAGCAACAGCAACAACAGGAAAUCCCUCCUACCUCCAUGGGCCAAUCAGACAAUGACCAGGUUCAGAACUUGGCCAUGCGCUGUGUGUCCACUCCUCGCGUGGCAACAGUGAAGACUGAGUUCCCAGAGCGGAAGGAUGCAGCCACAUACUCCAUCGCCCAGCAGCAGCAGCAGUUCUCCCAGGCAGUGCACCAGGGCCCAGGUCCCCAGCAGCUCCAGACCAACCCACAGCAGCUCUCCAACCCCAAACUGGCCUCUUACGCCCACCCCAACGCUCCCAGCAUGCCUGGCGGCAUGGGUGUCAAGGGCGUCAGCCAGCCCAACAUGGCUGCCAACCCCGCCGCUGGCGCCGGCUCCGCUGCCUUGCCGCCCUCCUCCUCCCCCUCCCCCUCCAUGCCCCUUUCCCAGCUUCUGCUCUCUUCGUCGGGGCUGUGCCAGGCGCGCGCCGUGACCACGGUCACGCCAUCUGCCACCGUCACACACAUCCUGGUGCCCACCUCCAGCGUGCCCACGUCCUCGCAGGGCUACACGGUGGGCACGAUGGCACCCAAGGCCAACCUGGGCGCCCAGACUCUGGUGGUGCAGCCCAUGCAACAGCAGCAGCAGGGAGUAAACACCGCUGCGGCCGAUAAACUGUCACACAGCGCCACGCCUGUGCCCAUCCAGCCCAAGACCAUCCAGGUCCACCGGCUGCCCGUGCAGAUGCCCCCACGCCACCCCCCUCCCAUCCUCCCUGCUCCCCCCAGCAACGGGCAGGCGGUGGGGGGGCACCACCCGCCCCACGUCCCUGUGCAGCUGGUCGGAGCCAGACAGGGAACUCUGGGAAACUCCCAAGCCGUGGCACUGGCGCAUGCCCGAAGCUGCUUCGCCCAGGACGGCAGCGUAGCCCUGGGCAACAAUAACGCCGCACCCGCCGGCAAUGGCGGCAACAUGGUCACCAUGGUGACGUCCAUGGAGACGGGGGCGGGAGGAAUGUGCCUUAAGACUCCCCAAAGUGCCGUGCCGAUCAGCCAGCUGCCAGGCAGUCAGCAAGCAGUGUUGAACCCCAACCACUCCUCCUUCUCCUCCUCGUCCUCCACUCCACCCGUCUCCAUCCCCCUCUCCAUGGACGGACAUAACCAUAACCUGGUGUCUGCUGUGGCGCCCUCCAGUGGAGACUCUGUGUUCAUGCAGUCCGGACCAACACCGGUGAGAAUGACUAAGCCUGUGACCAGCUCCUUGAAGAGGAAGUCGGAUUCUGACGCCCCCAACGACCUGUCAGGAGAGCCCCUCCCUCACUGCUGUCCGUCAGUGCGAGACUCCGCCCCUCCUCUCUCACCAGUACCCUCCCUUGACACAGCUCCAGAGACAGCCUUUUCCUCUCCUCCCACUCUCCUGCCGCUGCCACGGGGCGGUGGUUGCCUGGGCGACCGGGCCCCCCUCCCCCAGGCUGUGGUGAAGCCUCAGGUGCUCACUCACCUGAUUGAAGGUUUCGUCAUCCAGGAGGGCGCCGAGCCCUUCCCUGUGACUGGAAUAGUAAAGGAGCGAGCAGAGGGUUCCAUGCCCAUGGCAGUCCCGCCCAACAUCCAAUCAGAAACUGGAGGCUCUGCAGUGCUGAAGUGUGAGUACUGUGAGAACUACGCUCCAGCCAGCCAGUUCGGAGGGACCAAGCGCUUCUGCUCCAAGACCUGUGCAAAGAGGUAUAAUGUCAGCUGCAGUCAUCACUUCCGCAGCAGCAGGGGGAGAGCGGGAGGCGGUGGUCCCCCCCCGGCCCCCCCAGAGAGGGACGCUGUGGCCAGGCGCAGGGGUCCUCGCAGGAGCAGCUCUGAGAUUGCCUGCGCUAAAAUAGCAGGAAGGCAUUUACCUAUGAAGUGUCGCUCUGAGUCUAGCCGUUCAGAGGACAUCUCCAGCUGUGAUGGUGAGGAAGAGGAGGAAGACUCCCUGUCCCUCUCGCCAAGCUCCUCCUUCUCCUGCCCUCCCCCCGCCCACUGCGGGCCCCAGUUGGACGGCUCAGCCCCUGGCGGCCUGCCAUUGGACGGGUCACAUUUCCUGUCGGGCAGCCCCGCCCACUGGAGUGUGGAUGAAGUGUGUCGAUUCAUUUCAUCUCUGCAAGGCUGUGAGGACCUGGCGCCUCAGUUCCUGUCGCAGGAGAUUGACGGACAGGCGCUGCUGCUCCUGAAGGAGGAACACCUCAUGUCCACCAUGAACAUCAAACUGGGACCAGCGCUCAAGAUCUGUGCCUCCAUCAAUAACCUGAGAGACUGAGGAGGGGGGGGGAGAGGGUGUGGUUGUUGUGUUGGGUGGUGGUGGUGGUGGUAAUGGGUGGGGGGGGUAUGUGAGAGGGUACAGGUUUGACAACCUGAGAGACUGCAGAGGGGAAGGGAUUGGAGGGGAGGGGGGCUGGUUGGGGGUGCUACUUCGACAACCUAAAAGACUGAAGAGAUGAGUUGGGGAGGGUUCGGAGGUCAAGGAUGGCUUGGGGGUUUUAGUGACUGAAGCGGUGUGUGUGUUUGUGGGGGGGGGGGGGAAGAAGAGAAGAGAAGAGAAGAGAAGAGAAGAGAAGAGAAGAGAACAGAACGCAUCACAGCUGGGCCUUCAUCAACAACCUGAGACUAAAGAAGAGGAGGCAGGGAAGGGGUGGGGGGGGACAAAGUGAAUGUUAAUCUGUAGUUUAGAAGGGACACAAAUAUAAGGAAAUGACUGAGGAGACCGCAGAAUUAUUUGGUCGAAAUCAGAACAAAAGGGAUGGUGUGGAUGGGUGCAAACUGUGGGAGGGGAGGGGGGGUGUUGGGGGGUAAAAGAAUGUUAUAUGGCCUUAGUGUGAUACUCAAGCAUGACUGAAUGGAGAGAAAGGUGUGAGGAUGUAUAAAAUGAGCUUUGAAUUACCUGGACAUUGAAUGUGCAACAUGUGCAACCUUUCUUUUGUUUUAGUUUUCUGUGAGUGAUCAUGUUAUCAUGAUGUGAAGUCUGUUACAGCCGAACCAGGAGAGCUGGAAACCGUUAUAAAGUGUGUGUGUGUGUGUGAGAGUGUGUGUGUGUGAUGGAUAGGUGUGUGAAAAUGUGAGGGGGAGUGUGUCAUUCGAGACGUAUAGUCAAAACGUGUGAGUGUGCAGAUAUGAUUACAUUAGGUAGUCGCCAUUACUCGGGUAGUUGAACAAUUUAGACGUUAGCUCUGAGAAUAUGCAUACGAUGCCUUCUUCACUUCUAUGUAGUGUUACAGGUUUUUUUUUACAGUAGAGACGGGCAGUGAAGACAGGAUCUGCAGUGACAGUUGCUCUUUCAUUCCAUCGAAAUGUUUUCAAAGACAGGGUUAGGGUGUUCAUGAAACAGUCAAACUCUGUCAGUGUAGAAAAAAAAACUAAAAAUAAACAAUCAUAGGAAACAAAACUAAAACCCUUAGGUAUUAUUUUUUCUACAGUAGCUAUUAGGGGUACUUUUUUUCAUUUAUACUCAAAAAAAAAAAAAAAGAUAUUGAAAAUAUUUUUUGGAGGGCAGUUUACAUGAAAGCUGUGCAUUGAGUAGCAGUGAUGGAAGCGUUACCCGACCGAGCUGCAGUACCUGCAGCGUGCAUGUGCGAGUGUGGGAGCGAGUUUGAGAUCAUGGGUGGAUUGCGAGUGAGCCUGUUUCUCCAUACACAGAAAUAUUAAAUAAACAGAAUCUGUUUUUCUCGAA
Clupea harengus (Atlantic herring) is the source of this 4533-nucleotide messenger RNA. It is a transcript of the gene phc1, whose product is annotated as polyhomeotic homolog 1. Gene Ontology annotation, molecular function: histone binding; zinc ion binding; chromatin binding. Gene Ontology annotation, cellular component: nucleus; PRC1 complex. NCBI's taxonomy places the organism in Eukaryota, Metazoa, Chordata, Actinopteri, Clupeiformes, Clupeidae. Gene Ontology annotation, biological process: negative regulation of DNA-templated transcription. The record is from RefSeq and is a predicted model, not a curated record.